AUGUCACUCCCAUCUGCAGAGGUCGCUGCCGAUUUUCGCGACGCCUUGAACGACCUCAAGUUCAACAGCAGGCCCGAGAUCAGCAAUCUAACCAUCAUCGCGAAAGAGAACACAGAGCACGCACAAGCAAUUUCACGAGAGCUCGAGGAGCACAUUAAGACGACGCGCCCUGAGUACAAACUUCCGGCUUUGUACGUGCUCGACUCGAUUGUCAAAAACGUCGGCACUCCGUACACGGUCUAUCUGGGGCGCAACUUAUACAACACCUUUGUAAACACGUACACCCUCGUCGACAAUCCCACCAGGAAGGCUCUCGAGGGCCUGCUGCGGACAUGGAAGCAGCCCGUUCCCGAAUCCAUGGACACCCGGCCCGUGUUCCCCGUUGACAUCACCCGCGCCAUUGACAACAUGCUCCUCAAGUACAAGACGGUGAUAGCCCAGCAGCAGCAGAACCAGCCUAGGGCACCAGGCCAAUUCCCAGGUCAGGACCCUAGAGCUACAAAUUCACCAUUCCCCCCAGGAAGUGCAGCAAGGCAGUCGCCAGCCCAGAAUGGGAUGCCAUUCCAUCCUCCACCAAUGCCCGCCCGCCAGUCUCCGGCUCCUGCCAUAACCUUGCCGUUCGGCAUGCCACCGCAGGCCUACCGUAACUCUCCGGUUCAGAGCGGAACACCGUUCGCACCGCCUGCCGCUCCAUCCAUUGAGAAGAUUCAAGCAGAUGUGGAGAGAUUGAUUGCAGCUGCUAAGAUAGACUUUGCUGCCAACCCGUAUGAUCCGGAGAAGCAGAAGAGGUUGAAGACGUUCUUAGAUCUGCAGACCAUUCUUAAGGUGCAACAGCUGCCUCCUGAUCAGCUUCGAGCCGUCGAGCAGCAGCUAGCCACACUCGGUGGCGCCUCCCUUGCGCCAUCAGCUCCGGCGUCAACCGCUCCAGUGAGCACGCCUGUAGCGCCUCCUCCUUUCCCCAUGCCGACGCAGACCCCCCAAAUUCCUCCUAUUCCAACGCCGACUCAGCAAUCUUCAACUCCAGCACCUCCGAUGGCACCUGCUGCUCAACCACCUUCGCUCGCGGAUUUGCUUCGGGGUUUUGGUGGUGCAACUCCCAGCCAGAAUGCAACUCCCGUCCCGCCUCCCGCUUCGGCUCCUCCGGCGGCUAUGCCGGCGAGCAGCACCCUUUCUCUCCUGGACACACUCCGUGCUCAAGGGUUGCUGGGAGGCAGUUCCACGCCCAUGCCGGCUUUCGCGGCCCCAGCUCCAUCCGCUAACACAGGAUCGGCGCGCAACGACGUGGAGCUGACCAAGGAGUCGAUCAAAAAAUCGCGCCCGGAACUGAUCGGCCUGCUCUACGAAGCUCGGCCGAACCAGUGCUCCACUUGUGGACGUCGCUUCCCGGCGACUGACGACGGCAAAGUUAUGAAAAGGAGACAUCUUGACUGGCACUUCAAGGUCAAGGACCCGAAUCUCGUGAAGCAAGCUAUCCACCGCAGCUGGUACAUUGGCGAAAAGGAGUGGAUUGAGUAUCGUGAACAGGACGAGGCCAAGCCGCCGCCGGAGACCAACGGCAACGCGGCCGCUGCUGCUAAGACGAACCAGCAGCGCUGGGUACGGAUACCUUUGGAUGCAGAGCUCGUGAACGCUCCGUGCCCGAUCUGCCAGGAGAAAUUCACGCCGUCAAGGUUGGACGAUGAGUUUGUGUGGUUGGAUACCAUCCAAGUCGGACCGAAGUACUUCCAUGCCAGCUGCUAUGAAGAGGCAUACGGAAACGCAAGGAGCACGCCUGUGUCGAUUCUCGGCAAGAGAGGCGCGGAUGAGGGUGCCCACACGCCGUCGAAGAAGAUGCAGGUCUGA
Lasiodiplodia theobromae is the source of this 1842-nucleotide messenger RNA. Its product is annotated as RNA polymerase II large subunit CTD. The record is from RefSeq and is a predicted model, not a curated record. Gene Ontology annotation, cellular component: mRNA cleavage factor complex; cytoplasm. Bases 1 to 1842 code for a protein of 613 amino acids. Gene Ontology annotation, molecular function: mRNA binding; RNA polymerase II complex binding. The transcript is spliced from 2 exons. NCBI's taxonomy places the organism in Eukaryota, Fungi, Ascomycota, Dothideomycetes, Botryosphaeriales, Botryosphaeriaceae. Gene Ontology annotation, biological process: termination of RNA polymerase II transcription.